Molecule: messenger RNA, 1713 nt
Organism: Papilio polytes (common Mormon)
Lineage: Eukaryota; Metazoa; Arthropoda; Insecta; Lepidoptera; Papilionidae
Gene: CCT4
Product: T-complex protein 1 subunit delta
Exons: 10
Coding region: 130-1386 (418 amino acids)
Biological process (GO): protein folding
Cellular component (GO): chaperonin-containing T-complex
Molecular function (GO): ATP hydrolysis activity; ATP binding; ATP-dependent protein folding chaperone
Source: RefSeq, a predicted model, not a curated record
AUUCACAUUUGACAGAUUUUUGUAAAUGUCAAAUUAGAAUAUUUUCUGGCCGUUUCAGGGGUUCUUGAAAAUAAUCCAAAAGCAUCUGAUAUUAACCGAACACAAAAGUGAAAAUAUUUAUCACAUAAAAUGGCUCCAAAAGCUGGCGGAGAUUCAGCCAAGGUUAAUUCGACGGUUUAUAAAAACAAGAGUAAACCAACUGAUGUUCGACUAAGUAAUAUAAAUGCCGCAAAAGCUGUGUCAGAUGCUAUCCGCACAAGCUUGGGACCCCGUGGAAUGGAUAAAAUGAUUCAAUCAGCCAAUGGUGAAGUCACUAUCACAAAUGAUGGUGCAACUAUUUUAAAACAAAUGAGUGUUAUUCAUCCAGCAGCUAAAAUGUUGGUGGAGCUGUCCAGGGCCCAAGACAUUGAAGCAGGAGAUGGCACCACCUCGGUUGUGGUAAUUGCUGGAGCACUUUUAGAUGCAGCGGAGAAACUCUUACAAAAGGGCAUUCAUCCUACUGUUAUUUCUGAUGGUUUCCAAAAGGCUUUGCAAAUGGCAUUGCAGGUUGUGGAAAGCAUGUCGAUUCCGGUGGACCUUUCCAAUGAAGAUGCUCUGCUGAAAGCAGCUGCUACUUCACUUAACUCCAAAGUUGUGUCUCAACAUUCAUCAAUUUUAGCUCCCAUUGCUGUUCAAGCUAUCUGCGCUGUCAUGGAAUCUACUCCCGGUAAAGUGGGCGCUCGUGUUGAUUUGCGUGAUGUUAAAGUAAUAGAACGUAUCGGCGGUACAGUGGAAGAUACUGAGCUUAUUCAAGGUCUUGUUAUCCCGCAUCGCUCAGCUAAUGUGAACGGCCCUCACCGCAUUGAAAAAGCUAAAGUUGGACUCAUACAGUUCUGCAUUUCUCCACCAAAAACAGAUAUGGACCACAAUGUGAUUGUAUCAGACUACGCGGCCAUGGACCGUGUACUCAAAGAGGAGCGGCAAUAUAUUUUGAACAUCGUCAAACAGAUCAAGAAGGCUGGAUGCAAUGUCUUGUUGGUACAGAAGUCGAUUUUGCGGGAUGCAUUAAGUGACCUGGCUGUACACUUUUUGGACAAAAUCAAGACCAUGGUGAUCAAAGACAUUGAACGUGAAGAUAUUGAGUUUGUUUGCAAGACUCUUGGCUGCCGGCCGAUCGCUUCUCUUGACCAUUUCACUGCUGAGAACUUGGUCAAUGUUGACUUAGUAGAAGAGAUCAAUGAACCAGGAGGAAGAUACAUCAAGGUAAAUGUACUUCGUAAUCCAGUUAUAACUGAGAUUUUACACGUGCUGCAGCCGCUGCAGGUCACCGCCUCCGCGCUCGGCCUCGCCACAGAGACCGUGCGCGCAAUACUCAAGAUAGACGAUAUUAUUAACACCGUUAAUUAAAACAUAUUUUAGUAUGUAACUAAAAAUUUAUUAAUCACACCAGUUCACAAAGUUUUAAUUUAUUGUAAACGCCUUAGCUUCAACAAGUUUUUAUCAUUUGUCAUUCUAAUAUUUUACAUAAAAUCUUAAGUUUUGUAUGUGUAAGAAUACUAAUGUUAUUUCAAAGCAACAUGUAAUUGCAUUUAAUUCUCUUAUUUGCCACUAUGUUUUAUUUCUAAUGACUAGAUUACAAGAAUGCCUGGAAAAUUGUAAACACUAUCCUGCAUGACUGCAAUGGUUGUAGAAAGAUAUAUUUCAGGUUUUCAAAUAAAUAAAUAAUAACUAUUA